UCCAAAAGAAAAGAAAAAUCAUAACUCCCCCAAAGUCAAAUUUUCAACCUAACAAAAACCAAGUUUUGAUCCAAUCCAAUACCUACCUCCUUCCUCUUCACCUAUCAUGCUAUUUUGACUAUUCUUCUCUCUCCCUUAACCCAAAACCAUGGGACUUCAUCACAGAAAACUGCUAUUAUCCUCUGACUGUGAACAAUUCUGUCAUGAUGCAGAGUUAUGUUCUACAAACUGUGAUGAUUGUCUCGCCAACUGCAAUAGCUACCACCCUCCACCACCACCAUCUUUGGAUCACACCAAACACAAAACCGCCACUUACUUGAUCAUAAGUUUUUCUAUGGUAGCAUUUGUUUUCAUUGUUUUAUGCUGCUAUGCUAUCUAUGUCAAGUUUUUCUCCCGCAGGAACAGUUCAAGAAGGAGAACCUUGUUAACAAGGCAACAAACGGAACAUGGUUUUGCUGUUGAUGAACAACAUGAUGAUGGUUCUGUUGUUGACCACCCCAUAUGGUAUAUUCGAACUCCUGGUCUUCAACAAGCAGUUAUUAAUGCAAUCACUGUUGUUAAAUUUAAGAAAGGUGAAGGCUUGAUUGAUGGGUCGGAUUGUUCUGUUUGUUUGAGUGAGUUUGAAGAAGAUGAGAAUCUUAGACUUUUGCCUAAGUGUAACCAUGCUUUUCAUUUACCUUGUAUUGAUACUUGGCUUGGAUCACACACUAGUUGUCCUAUGUGUAGAGCUCCUAUUGUUGUUGAUCCUCUAAGGAUUCCAUCUAUGGAGCCUAAUGUUUUUGUCGAAAGUUCUCGGAUAGAAGAUUCGGAAAAUAACGGUGAACCUGGAAUUGGAAUUGAAGAUAGAGUUGUUGAUGAUCAAUUGAGAAAUGGUGAAGAAGAGGAAGAAGAAGAUGAAGAGGUUGAGGAAAAUGAGAGUUCAGCUUUAGAGAUGGUAAAUGUGCAGCCAAGAAGAUCAGUUUCUUUUGAUUCUUCUUCUGCUGCUAAGAUCAAUCUUGCUCUUUCCAAUAAGCAAGAGGUAGGUGAAGUCAAUGAACAAAUUGUUUCAAAGAGGGUUGGUGGAAAUGGCAAUAUGGGAAAUAUGCAUAGUGCUCCUAGCUCAAUGGAUAGGUCAAGAUCCUUCAAUGGAAAACAUCUACUAUCUUUGUAUAGCAGCAAUCAGAAGAAGUCAAAUGUUCCACCUAGAAGCUUUUGAUUGUGUUCUUGUUCUUGCAUACUACAAUGUUUUUUUUUUUCUUUCUAACUCAACAAGAUUAUGAGAGUUUGAGAAUUUUAUGUAUGAAUUAAAUAAAUCAAUGUUAUCAUAAACAAAAAGUAGUGUAAUGUGAUCAUGAGCAAUAAAUAUGAACGCGUGAGUUAUGAUU
Messenger RNA from Vicia villosa (hairy vetch), 1364 nucleotides. Its product is annotated as E3 ubiquitin-protein ligase RING1-like. Gene Ontology annotation, biological process: protein ubiquitination. The transcript has a single exon. The record is from RefSeq and is a predicted model, not a curated record. Bases 149 to 1195 code for a protein of 348 amino acids. Lineage: Eukaryota; Viridiplantae; Streptophyta; Magnoliopsida; Fabales; Fabaceae.